Parasteatoda tepidariorum (common house spider) is the source of this 1183-nucleotide messenger RNA. RefSeq names its product pancreatic lipase-related protein 2. The record is from RefSeq and is a predicted model, not a curated record. Gene Ontology annotation, biological process: lipid catabolic process. NCBI's taxonomy places the organism in Eukaryota, Metazoa, Arthropoda, Arachnida, Araneae, Theridiidae. Gene Ontology annotation, molecular function: lipase activity.
UUAGGCUAGUUUGCGAACAAUAUUCUUUUAAGUUUAGUUUCGAGUGUUAAAAUGUGGCUGACGGCAUCUUUUGCAGCCGCAUUAGUUAAUAUAGUUUUAAGUUAUAGUUAUCCAGAUAACUUAACUAGUCUGUAUCCAGACGAUGCGAAUAAUCACAUGAAUUUCACGACGAAAUGUUUUGGUGACUUGGGAUGUUUCUAUACCGGUCCUCCCUGGUAUCAUCCUCUGUACAGGCCUAUAACUGUACCACCACAAGAGCUACAUACGGAGUUUCUGUUGCAUACACGUUCCAAUAAAAAGAAGCCCUAUCAUCUGAAACCAACACCAGAAUCACUGUCAAAGUCUCCUUUCGAAGAGAAUUCAACUUUAAAAGUAUUCAUUCAUGGAUAUGCAGAAAAUACAACUGUGUUUACAGGAAUAGUAAAAGAGUUCCUGAAGUACUCCUCCUUCAACCUAAUCCUUGUUGACUGGUCACGUGAUAACAAACCACCUUUACAUCAAGCAGUUGCCAACGCCAGAUUGGUCGGAGCGUAUACAGCAAAACUUCUUCAUUUCAUAAUGUCUCAAACUGGAUUGAAAGCAGAAGACAUUCAUGUCAUUGGACACAGCGUCGGAGGUCAACUUGUUGGUUUUGUUGGUGAAAGAGUUCACAACUUGGGCAGAAUCACAGCCUUGGAUCCAGGAGGUCCAUACUUUGACAAUGCACCCAAUGAAGUCUGUUUAGAUAGGAGUGAUGCUAUCUUUGUUGAUGUUUUACAGACGAACUCUGGAUAUAGUGCUUAUACUGGCAUUGGUGAAGGUCCGGUUAUUGGGCAUGCUGUCUUCUCGAUCAACGGUGGUCGUCAUCAACCCGGCUGCGACUACAAACCUGCCAUUAAACUUUUAGGCAAAUAUAAUAAGAAGACAAUUCCAAAUCAGUGCAGCCAUCUGCGAGUUCUGGAUAAUUUUCAGUCUUCCAUCAGUACUUGUCAGUACACUUCAUACGCGUGUUUCUCCUAUGAAGGAUUUAAGGCUGGACUCUGCAAGGAUACUCCAUUCACGAACAGGAUGGGAUAUCACGCUGUCAAACCACCCUAUCAACUCAAUUAUUUCUUGGACACCACCAGUAAAGCUCCCUACUGUGAACCCAAAUAAGCUUCUCCUUCAAAUAUUAAAGCUCCUUAAUUUUAUAUACUUCUGAUUA